AUGUCAAGCACAAAUGCAGAGGAUGCCCAGAAGCAGGAACAUGAUCAUGAGCGUGCAUUCUUUGAUUCUGCUAAUUGGGCUCUUGGAAAGCAAGGAAAAGCAAAGCCUAAAGGACCACUCGAGGCACUCCGACCAAAAUUACAGCCCACACCACACCAGCAAGCGCGAUCCAGACGAUCAGCUUAUGCUCCAGCAGGCGAGGGUGAAGAUUACACUAGCCAUGUGGAUAUGUGUGGGCACUGUAAGAAGCUUGCACCAGAGUAUGAGAAGCUUGGUGGAAACUUUAAUAAGGCUAAGUCUGUUCUUAUUGGAAAGAGUGGAGGUUUUGAAAUAAGUACUACUUACUGGAAGCAUCAAACAAUUGUGCUACUAAGACAAGCUAACAAAAUGUCAAGCACAAAUGCAGAGGAUGCCCAGAAGCAGGAACAUGUAGAGGAUACAAGCAAAGACCAAGUUAACGAAGACUCGCCUGAAAAUAACCCAAUGCAUGAACACGGAAUAGAAGAACAUCCCAUGCCAUCACCUCAGCAAGAGGAAGAAUUACUCAAGAAGAAAUAUGGAGGAAUUUUAUCCAAGAAAACUCCUUUGAUAUCCAAGGAUCAUGAGCGUGCAUUCUUUGAUUCUGCUAAUUGGGCUCUUGGAAAGCAAGGAAAAGCAAAGCCUAAAGGACCACUCGGCACUCCGACCAAAAUUACAGAUUACACUAGCCAUGUGGAUAUGUGUGGGCACUGUAAGAAGCUUGCACCAGAGUAUGAGAAGCUUGGUGGAAACUUUAAUAAGGCUAAGUCUGUUCUUAUUGGAAAGGUUAAAUAA
Messenger RNA from Papaver somniferum (opium poppy), 813 nucleotides. RefSeq lists its product as uncharacterized. Bases 1 to 813 code for a protein of 270 amino acids. Gene Ontology annotation, molecular function: protein phosphatase inhibitor activity. Gene Ontology annotation, cellular component: cytoplasm. NCBI's taxonomy places the organism in Eukaryota, Viridiplantae, Streptophyta, Magnoliopsida, Ranunculales, Papaveraceae. The transcript has 13 exons. The record is from RefSeq and is a predicted model, not a curated record.